Messenger RNA from Plasmodium malariae, 2265 nucleotides. RefSeq lists its product as uncharacterized. Lineage: Eukaryota; Apicomplexa; Aconoidasida; Haemosporida; Plasmodiidae. Bases 1 to 2265 code for a protein of 754 amino acids. The transcript is spliced from 3 exons. The record is from RefSeq and is a predicted model, not a curated record.
AUGAUAAUCAAAGAGCUCAUGGCUAUAAUAGAGGGCAUGCCAAUUAUAGGGAUAAUGAGUUAUCUAUUUUUACUGGAAGAUGACUAUCCUAGGGAUAACUUUUCUUUAGAGGAUGAUGAAUAUUAUAGAGAUUAUGACUAUUUACAGAACGACGGUUAUUUAAGAGAUUCUGACUAUAAUGAUGAGGAAGAAUACAUUUAUAAGAUGUAUAAUUUUAAUGAAGAUGAUGAAGUUUACGCGGAUUAUGAAAAUGACCAAGAUGAUGAAAUUUAUUCGGGAGAUGACGAAAAUGAUUAUUUUGAAGAGAGGAAUGGUGUUCCUUCUGAGAAAUAUGAACGUUAUUAUUUAGAUGAAGAGAAUGAACGAUUUUAUUUGGAUGGAGAAGAGGAACAGGAGGAAGAUGAAGAUGAAGAAGAAGAUAAUGAUGAUGAUGAUAGCGAUCGUAAUUCUGAUGUUUCAUCAGAUGAAGGAGAUUAUGAUGUUGUACAAGAGGAAGAAAUGAAUAAUUUAAUUAAUACAAAUCCUAAUUUUAAUUAUACAACGAAUGGUUUAGAAAAUAUUAAUUUUAACCAAGAAUCAACAUUGACUACAAGAAAUUUAAGACAAUCUAAUAAUGUAGAAACAUAUGAAAAUGCACAAUUUAUAGAUAGAUAUAGAAUGGGUCAAAAUUUAGAAUUUUACAGUAUGCCCACUAACGUAUAUGAAAUAAACGCAGGACAAAACAGAAAUAAUAACGGAGGAUUAAAUUUUGCUAAUGAAAGCCCAUCAUAUGCUGACAUAUAUAGAAAUGCUAACUAUGUAGAUAGACAUACGAGCUACUACCGUAGUAAUAGGUAUCAUAGCAGUGGUAUUAAUGGUACUACUAAUUCAUCAACCGCAGGAAUGAAUACUCCUCUUAAGGGUGAAAACGCUAGUAACCCUUUAGAUGAAUCGCGUGAAAAUUCUAGUACCACCGCUAGAAGUACUAAUCCUUUUGAUGAGUCCUAUGAAGAUGAUACAACAACUGAUAGAAAUACAAACCCUUUUUUCGAAUCAUAUGUAGAUGGUACAUCCACCAAUGGAAGUACUAAUCCUUUUGAUGAGUCCUAUGAAGAUGAUACAACAACUGAUAGAAAUACAAACCCUUUGGUCGAAUCAUAUGUAGAUGGUACAUCCACCAAUGGAAGUACUAACCCUUCUGAUGAAUUGAAUGAAGUGAAUACUACCACCGCUAGCAGUACUAACAAUUCUGAUGAAUUGAAUGAAGAGAGUACUACCACCGCUAGCAAUACUAACACUUCUGAUGAAUUGAAUGAAGAGAAGAGUACUACCACCGCUAGCAGUACUAACACUUCUGAUGAAUUGAAUGAAGAGAAUACUACCACCGCUAGCAGUACUAACACUUCUGAUGAACCGCACGAAGAAGGUACGACUAUAAAAAGGUCUACCAACGCAUUUGGUGAAUCGUAUGAAGAUAGCACAACCUCUACUAGCACUACUAGCGCGCACCCUUUUGAUGAAUCAUACGUAGAUGGCACCGCAACUGCUAGCACGACUAACCCUUUUGCUGAAUGGUAUGAAGAUGUAACUGCUAGAAAAAAGUCUACGGACCCAUUUGAUCCGUCGUACGAAGGCAACACAACAACUGCCAGCACAACUAGCACUAUUAGCACGCAUCCUUUUGAUGAAUGGUAUGAUAAUCCUACGACUACACCAAUGUCUAACAACCCAUUUGAGCAAUCAUAUAAAGCUUCCACUAUUACUACGAACCCAUUUGCUGUAUCUAACCAAAAUACAACUGACCCAUUUGCUGUAUAUAACCAAAAUACAACUGACUUAUUUGCUGUAUAUAACCAAAAUACAACUGACCCAUUUGCUGUAUCUAACCAAAAUACAACUGACCCAUUUGCUGUAUCUAACCAAAAUACAACUGACCCAUUUGCCGAAUCCCAUGUAAGUAAUAACCCUUUCGUUAACACCCAUGAAGACGAUCAAAAUAAUAGUAACCCCUCUGAUAAUUUUGAAGAUGCUUUAACUUUAAAUAAUGCGGAAGAAGAUAACAUUACAGAGGGCAUGGUACUACAGGGAGAAAAUUAUGCGCCUGAAUACAAUGAUAUACAGUUUGACGAUAACUCCCAAGGUAGCAUCAAUGAUCAUACAAAUGAGAAAGAAAAACAACAUCUAUAUAAUAGUCUUUCCCAAAGAGUAAACAAUCCAGUUGAACAUGAUGUGGAACAAGUUGAACAACAAGAACAUGAGAAGCAUGAACAUAGUGAACCAACAUGA